UUUUCCUGCCUCUCUUCCACAGUGCGCGUGGGCUAUUGAGGAAAUAGGAAACAAGGGACUCUGGUUGUAAGGGAGUUUCCUGCAAGACGUUAUAAAGGGCUGUGCCUGCUGCUGAGCCAGUGUCACAGUGUUGGUGUGAAGGUGAAUGCCAGCUCCUCGUCCCUCUGACUGCUGACUGAACACAGACUCAGGGGGGGUCUGAAGGCAAAGCGGCACGCUGUGUUUCUCGUCCCUGCUGGUCGGGGUACGAGUAGGGAGCUGGUCUCACCUAACGGAUGUGUCCGGGACACUCCAGUUUAUUUAUUAUACCAGCUAAAACCAGAUCCAGGCGAGCCUGAUGGAAGUAUUGGGGGUCUACAGAGUGGACAGAGGGCAGACCGUGCGGGCUGAGGGAUACGUGAAGGAGUUCACUCGCCACUCCAACGAUGUGCUGCUGAACCUGAACGAGCUGCGGCACAGGGGCAUCCUGACCGACACCACCCUGGUGGUCGGCAGCGUCCAGAUGCAGGCGCAUUGCGCCGUGCUUGUGGCCUGCAGCGGGUUUUUCUACUCCCUGUAUUCCCACCGGGUGAUGCUUCAGGGCCGUGGUGGCGGCAGCAGGGAGCCGCUCAGGACCGUGUCUCUCCCCAGCAGCCUGGAUCCGUCCUGCGUCUCCCUGCUGCUCGACUUCAUGUACACCUCCCGCCUGCCCCUGACUCCAAGCAUUGUCUCUGGCGUGCUGGCCGCGGCCGCCUAUCUGCAGAUGGACCAUGUGGCGGACACAUGCAGGGGCUUCAUGCAGCUGCACUGCACAGAGAACGUGAGUGCCAGACACCCGCGGAUGGAGCUGGACUCCAGCGUCUCUGUCACCUCUGCUUCCCCUAAAGGGGGGGAACUGCCCGGUCCAGGACCCCAGCAGUCCCUCCCAGCAGCUGCAGACAGAAGGUUCCCUGUUGUUGCAGAAGGCUUUCUCAAGCCAGGGGCUUUCCCGCCCUGCCAGCCUGGGUCAGACGAGGUGAAAGAACAUCCUGACUCACCCGUCCUGAACGCCCGGACUUUAUCCCCAAACAGCCCAGACUGCUCCAGCUGCCAUCCCAACUCUCCUGCCGAGUCCAGCACCUGCAGCAAAAACCCAGAGAUUGAAACCAAAGCCACACCAGACCCGAAGGCCUGCAACUGGAAGAAGUACAAGUACAUUGUCCUGAACCCUCUCUGCACCGCUGCUGCUGCGGUGAAAGUAGAGGAGUCAGAGGAGGUUCAGUGUCAAGAUUUGGCUCUCAAAGCUCCAACAGAGGCGUGGUCUGGAGAAGUGCCUGGUCAGAUUGAUAGACAGGGGCAGGCCUCCUGCUACGAGGGUUCUGGCCGAGCCCCUCCCCUCGGGCCGCCUCCCUCUCUGGAUCUCCCAAAAGGCUCUGCCUCCCACAAGAAGGAGCCAGUCUCACCUGGCACCAUUAUCCCUAAACUUCUUCCAUCUGAUCCGGAAGCUGCCCAACUUGGCGAACCUCCAAUCAAAUGCGAGAAUCGCUACCUGCCCUUUGCUUACUCUGGUUCUCUGCAGGGAACCAAAUCUGUGUGCUCAGGAGACAAGCCAUACCGCUGCAACGUGUGUGGAGCUCAGUUUAACCGACCAGCCAACCUGAAAACUCACACCCGCAUUCACUCAGGAGAGAAACCGUACCGCUGCGACACCUGUGGAGCUCGAUUUGUUCAGGUUGCCCACCUCCGGGCCCACGUCCUGAUCCACACCGGUGAGAAACCCUACCCCUGUCACACCUGUGGAACCCGCUUCCGCCACCUGCAGACGCUCAAGAGCCAUCUGCGCAUCCACACCGGAGAGAAACCUUACUCCUGUGAGAAGUGCGACCUUUACUUCCGACACAAGAGCCAGCUGCGUCUGCACCUACGGCAGAAACACGGAGCCAUCACCAACACCAAGAUCCGCUACAAGGUGCUGACCGAGCCCUUCCAGCCUCUUCUGCAGGCCUGCUGAGGAGCGCUGAUCGCUGCAUGCCGGAUCACAUGGGCUGUAACUAAAUCUGUCAGAAAAUGAUUCACCUGACUCUUAAUUGACUUACAAAGAGCUGAAAGUUAGAUCUUGGCGUUAAAAUUGCUGCAGACGUUACUUUCACAACAUUACGGCCACCUUUAUCGAACCACGUCUGGGCCGUAUGGGACACGCAUUUUGUCAGAAAUGUUGGGUGAAUGUUGAUAAAGGAAGAGGGAAAGAAAAGGACUCAAGUAAAGUGUUGAUGAAGGAUUGUGAGGAGAUGUAAAGGCAGGAAGAAAGCAAGAAAAAGGUGUGUUGAUAAAAUUUUGUAGAAAGAUAUUGGAUGUGGAAAGAAGAAAGAAAAACGCAUGUGUAUUACGGAGGUGGUGAGUGAAGGUUCUUGAAUGUAGAGAAGCACUUCAUGAGUUGUUUUCAUAAAAAUGUAUUUAACCUGACGGCCUGGGGCCUCUAUAUUGUUUUUUAAGCAUCUAUAAGAAGUAAUUUAUGCUCUUAGAGUUCAAACCAGACUAAAGGGAUUAGUUCUCUUGUACUGAAUAAAGACUAGAAUAAACUUAAAUCAUGUUAUUGAUGGCGGCAUUUAAAUGAAAUGUUUUGAAGCCACUUAAAUUUGUAUGAGUUCAUUUGCAGGACAAAUUUGAAAUAAAAUAAUUUUUUUAUCAUU
Poecilia latipinna (sailfin molly) is the source of this 2648-nucleotide messenger RNA. It is a transcript of the gene bcl6b, whose product is annotated as BCL6B transcription repressor. The transcript is spliced from 12 exons. Gene Ontology annotation, molecular function: DNA-binding transcription factor activity, RNA polymerase II-specific; protein binding. Lineage: Eukaryota; Metazoa; Chordata; Actinopteri; Cyprinodontiformes; Poeciliidae. Bases 338 to 1969 code for a protein of 543 amino acids. Gene Ontology annotation, cellular component: nucleus. Gene Ontology annotation, biological process: regulation of transcription by RNA polymerase II. The record is from RefSeq and is a predicted model, not a curated record.